Lindgomyces ingoldianus is the source of this 380-nucleotide messenger RNA. RefSeq lists its product as uncharacterized. The record is from RefSeq and is a predicted model, not a curated record. Bases 93 to 332 code for a protein of 79 amino acids. The transcript has a single exon. NCBI's taxonomy places the organism in Eukaryota, Fungi, Ascomycota, Dothideomycetes, Pleosporales, Lindgomycetaceae.
GCGUAGUCAUAAUUAUAGUUGCAUCUACUUCAGCAUUGUACCCUUCGGCCUCGAAGAUAUUAGCGAGGCAGGAGUCUUCGAUUUUCUUAAUCAUGUCGGAACCGGAAUACAGUGUCGUCGUCUCACUCUAUGGUGAGAAUAUUCUUUCCGUGCCCCAUAAACGAUUCCUGGUAAGGCCGGCAUUGCUUACGAAGUCCGUCACAGAACUUGCGAACAGGCAAGGGCCAUUAAUUUUCCGGGCUCUGGCAUCUUGUAUACUUCAAAGAUCCAGGCAUGGCAGGAUGCCCAGUCAAACUCGUGUCGGGGCACACGAUAGAAGUUUGCGAACAUAAAGAUUGACCGAACUCUACAGGUAGUUCCCGCGUGUCGCUGACGCAAAC